Molecule: messenger RNA, 1276 nt
Organism: Athene cunicularia (burrowing owl)
Lineage: Eukaryota; Metazoa; Chordata; Aves; Strigiformes; Strigidae
Product: store-operated calcium entry regulator STIMATE-like
Cellular component (GO): membrane
Source: RefSeq, a predicted model, not a curated record
AUGGACAAAGACAAGAAGGGAAGCAGAGUUAAAAUCAAUGCUGUGGCUGUAAAACGAUUUAAGGAACCAAAGGAAGAGAGGCGUCCCUGGAGGAUAUGGUUUUAUGAUACCUCCAAGCAAGCAAUAGGUGCCCUCUUCAUCCACUUUGCCAAUAUUUUCCUGUCGGAUCUCACUGAAGAGGACCCUUGCUCUCUCUACCUUAUUAAUUUCAUCCUUGAUGCCACGCUGGGGAUGCUGCUGAUCUGGCUUGGUGUGAAAGUUGUCUCCUGGAUUGUGCAGCGUAAGAAGUACAUGUACCUGGUCUUUGGAGAAUAUGGUGACCCUCCACAAGCUGCUGCCUGGAUUGGCCAGUGUAUCCUCUACUUACUGAUAAUGGUUUUUGAGAAGACUGUGAUUAGUCUUGUCCUGCUUAUCCCUGGUUGGACAAAGCUUCAGCAGAUCCUCCUGGGUUACAUCCCAGACCCCCAACUGGAGCUUGUCCUGGUGAUGCUUGUUGUGCCUUUUAUAGUCAAUGCCAUUAUGUUCUGGGUUGUGGACAGCUUGAUCAUGAGGAAAUAUAAGCAGAAGGACACUCUGGACAUCAGUGGAUCCAUAGAAGCUCCUCGGGCUAGGAGGACAGAGGAAUCUCAGAUGAUGUGGCUGGAGGAUGUCUCUCAUGUGGCUCUAUCAACAAAUGCUCCAGGCCGGUGGCAGCCAGUUAGAUCAAAACAGCCUGUUGGUAGCUUCAAGUCUGAAGUUAGUGCUGAAAGCGUAGGUGUUCCUGGAGGCAAUGGGCAGCCUUUUGAUCGUGCAGCAAAGCUGUGGGCUUUCUUACCCAGAGAGGUACCGGUGUUACUCUCUCCAGACAUGGAUUUUGAUCAGUCUGAAAGCGACCAAGAUAUUUCAGGACUUCAGGGAACAAACCAGAAGAUGAAGCAGCCCAGCUACCAAGUGGUUAUCUGACAGCACCAGGACAAGGGAGGUGGAGGAAGGGAAGUAACACUGUGAUCCUUGAGCUGGCCGAGGAAGGGCAGGGUGGGGAAUACCCGUUGAUCCCUAUGGAUCUGUGGAGAUCCCUUCGCCUGCCUCAUCUAGACGUGUCCUUCUGCAUUUGUCUCUUUGGGAAUGGUGUCUGUGCAUCCUGUACAGGCUUGAGCAGUAUCUGCUCUACCUGUCUGACCCUAACCUGUACACAUGCAGGCACGUUGAGGUUAGGGGUAUGGAUAUGUACUUCCCCUGGCUGGCCAGCUGGGUAUAAAUUUUGUCAAGGCUAGAGACUGAAAUCAAGAUUGUCUGC